Messenger RNA from Neoarthrinium moseri, 4479 nucleotides. RefSeq lists its product as uncharacterized. The transcript is spliced from 3 exons. The record is from RefSeq and is a predicted model, not a curated record. Gene Ontology annotation, cellular component: mediator complex. Gene Ontology annotation, molecular function: transcription coregulator activity. NCBI's taxonomy places the organism in Eukaryota, Fungi, Ascomycota, Sordariomycetes, Amphisphaeriales, Apiosporaceae. Gene Ontology annotation, biological process: regulation of transcription by RNA polymerase II. The coding region runs from base 1 to 4479 and encodes 1492 amino acids.
AUGACCUCGCGGCCCCCAUUGGCCGUUCAGCAGCGGCAGCCCCAGCAGCGCUCCUUAUCCAGCUCGGGGUUGUCGCAAAGACCACCGCAUCAGCGCACCCUCUCCCAGCAGUACCUCCCGCCCUCGCCCGUACGCAAGUCGGAGACCUUCAACGCCAACGAUGACCUCGGCCCCUAUGGCGCCGCGCCCAGGAGGGGCGGCUCCAAGCUCAAGCUGGAGCUGGCCAACGAUGGCAUCACCCACGCCGGUUUCUCCGAGUCCCCCCAGACUCUGGAUCCCCUAUCGGCCAACAAGCCAUUCACGCCCUCGCGCGUCAUGCCUCUAGGCGAAGCCUCCCCGCUCGCCGAUAUGAGCGCCCCUGCCUCGCGAUGCCAGACCGCCGACAACGACUCUAUACCUCUGCCCAUGCCGCCAAGGCGCCCGCGCUUUGCCGUGCCCCUCUCCCGCCCGACCCCGACAGCCCCGCCCGCCGUCGUCAAGAAAGAUGUGAAGCCGAAGCCCUUCGUCCUCGAGCCUCCCGCGGACGCCCCUCGGUACUCCAGUAUGGGGAAAGGAGAGCCCGCCGCCUACGCCGACUUCCGUCCUUGGACUGGCAACGGGCCCGAAGACCGCCUGAACGAGAGCGUCAUCCGCAGUGGCUACUACGACAAGGCGCCGGCGCAGGUCCAGUCGGAGCAGACUUCAGCCAAAGCCACCUUGUUCCCUGCGCUCAAGCACAAGAGCGGGCUGCAUACGCUCUCAACCCUGUUCACCGGCAUCUUGAAUCAGAGAAGGCACAGCGGACAGGUCACUUCGGCCUCGACCUUUAAGCCGCCGCCCCGAGUCACCCUGACGGAUACAAAAAGGGAGGUCUGGCUCAGGGAUCUGGCCAACCCUGCGAUAUCCCUGCGCCGCCUUAGUAGGACCAUCCCCCACGGCAUUCGAGGAAGGGUUCUGUUGGAUCAGUGUCUGAACAAGAACGUACCCACCGACCGCGCUGUCUGGUUAGCCAAGUGUGUGGGCGCCAACGAGAUCCGAGCUUUCAAGAGAAAGGGCCUCAACGGUACCUUUGCGAUGGGCGGCGAGAUCAAGUGGAUCAGAGACUGGACCAUCCACAUCGAACAGUUUGUGGAAGGCGUCGUCAGUGCCUUCAAUGAGAACGAGUGGAAGGCCAAAGUGACAUAUGCCGUCCGUCUGGCAACCCACUUAUAUUGCGAAUACCUCCUGGAGAGAGAUCACUACACGGAGUGGCUGAUUUCGGGUUUGGAGAACAGCAACCAAGCGAGGUUACCCAUGUGGCUCCUCAUGGUUCGAAUCUACUGGAAGGACUUGGUUCGGUCCAGGAAGACGGGCCGGCGGCUCGCCACCGCAGUUUUGAGCCAUCACGCUGCUAUAUACCAGCAUCCCGACCGCGACAUCCUCCUACCCCUGUCUAACCAAUUACAGAUCCUUUUGGACUCUCUACUCUUGGCUAGCCCAGAGAGCUUUGUGCAUCCUCCGACCUGGUCUAGAUACCGUAGUAUCAUUUUGGCCGCCUUACCCAAUGACCGCGAAGCUCACAGACUCGCCAUUGAGGCAAUAGAUGCUCGCAACGAGAGACUUGUGAGCACACACAUCAAAUCGCGACCUGCGGUUCGCAGCACAGUCGUCAAAAUGCUUGACACGACUUUACGGAAGCCUUACGUUGAAGACCUCGCUAUACACCUAUGGAAAACUAGUGACGAUAAGACGAGUCUGAUCAUGACUGUCCUUGAAUGGUGCAUGUCGCUAUACCGUCAAGGCAUCGCCAAGGUGUAUGUCACAGCCAGGAUCCUCAGCUCGUGGUCGGCACUUGACGUUGAUAUUACCGGGACGAUCCUGGACUUCUUGGACAAGGACCCGCUCCAUGAACUAGAUCGGAAACAUCUGGUUUACCACCUCGUAUCAGAACUAGUUCGGUCCGGCCGCUUCUCGAUUCCUCAGUACCUCCAGUGGCUGAUUGCCCGAGGAGGAUUGGUCGAUCCUGCCGAGACAGAACCGGAGGGGCCGUGCCUGACUAGGCUCCUAGUCGAAGUUCCAACACAUAACCUCAAAGAGUCGAUACGGUGCCUCCGUUCGACCAUAUUACGCAAAGGUGCAUUCUCUACAGAGCUUGAAGCAGAAGACAUUGCCAACGCGGUCCGAUGCAUACAGCAAACAUUGGGUGUUGCCCAGGAGGCGGACGGUGUUGGCCUUCCAAGGAAGCCCCUGAGCAUCAAGAAACUGGUCAAGCGUAUCAAACUGAGUAGUCGGGCAUAUCAAUCAGAGAUCGGCGAUUGGUUAUGUAAUCAGUUCGUGGCCACUUACACCGAGAAUAUGCGGUCGGAAAAGGGCGGCGUUGAGUUAUCCAGCUCCCAAUUUGACUCUGUACGGACGCUGCUGGAAGCGGCUCAAGACUUCACAAUGCUGGAGGGAGUCUUGAAGGCCCUUGUCGGUUGUUCGAAUCCGGAGCUCCUGGCCUCUUGUGCUGACACAGUCAACCUGCACCUCCAUGUCUUCGCCGCGACCGGUUCAGCGAAGCCCCUGUUCAGCGCACUGUUGGAACGCCUCAAGGCUAUCAGUGAACUUCAAGGCAUUGGAGCUCGUCCGCUGCUAGCGUCUCUCUCACGACUCGCGCCACGGAUGCCCGGUUUGGACUUCAUGGCUGCCCGUCUACAGAACGACCUCAUCAAAACGGACCGCAGCAGUGCUGUCGACGCAUCUUCGCCACUGUCCGACAAUAUGGCAAUGCAGCUGCAGGAUGACGAAACAGAGCUCAACGAACAAAUCGAGAAGCUUGCCAGCUACACAAGUGCCGACAGACCGACGAUGGAGCGCCUUUUCGAAGCCAUCAUCGGCCGACUGCAAAUCUGCUGGGGCAAGGCGGAUGAGCGGCAGCGUCCGUACUGCGUAUUGCUGACUAGACUUCGGGUUUUUGAUACUCAGCACUUCGAUAACCUGAUGAAGGCCUGGGUACAAAGUGUCCGGAGACUGGCAAACCGGCCGCCGAUAUCUCACAUAUUCCCCUUACUCAUCAGCUCAGGGUGCCUGUCGCUACUACUUCUCUUCGCCACCGCGGGUAGAAACGGUGCACAGCAAAGCCCGCUUGCGGGAUCCGCCUCAAUUUACCUGCAAGAGGUCUUGCAGAUGUUGAUGAUGGGGUUGGUGCCAAAUCAGUUCAUGACGCCGGAAGACUGCUAUCGUUUCCGUCUGAUCCAGGACCAGGCGAAAGUUGACCACGCAAAAGAACUCAUGCUCCUGAUCAGAGGUGUGCUCGCCGAGUACUCGACGUCGAAAAGCUUGCAGCCGCCCAUGACGCAGCCACUUGACGACAAUCACACACGGGUCCAGUUCCUCGAACUUUUGCGUAAUUUAAUACUCGUCGAUCCUCAAGCUGCCAGUCAAACUCUGUCACUCAAGAGCCCAGAUCCCAAACUUUGCUCUUUGAUUGAAAACAUUACGACGAAUUUACUAGUCCCCGAGGGAGGCGGGGGACAAAAGACGUUCGAGCAAGUGUUGGAGCUCGCGAACGAGUUUACUCUACCAUUUUGCCAAGUAAAGCUGUCUAUGAAUCUGGCAAUGGACGAUUGCAAUAGCCCCGAGGGUACGGAACGGCUCCAGUCUCAGCUAGCCCUGCUCUCCAAAGCAUUGGACAACGCUAUCGACGCCAACAAUAUCAUGUGGACUGGGAUGCUCCCCUCAUUGAGCCCCGAGAUCACACAGCACAUGAAAAGUCGCGCAGAGGCCCGGUUUCUGGAAAUCUUGCCUUCACUGAAGAAUUCCGUGAGCUCCGAGGAUGGCGUCGGCAAAGAAACAAGUGUGGCCGAGAACCUGCUGGCGGUGAUUGACAUGAUCAUUCGUGGCGUGCCAACCUCAAAGCCUGUACAGAUCUCCAACGGGAUGGUGGAUAAAUUGGUGGAUCUUUGGGAGGUUCUCUCGUCUGCGAGCCCGGAAGCCAGCUUGCUGAGAGACACUCUCCUCUCGCACUGGCUACCUUUGCUCCUGUCGUAUUUAACGCUGCACGCCACGCCGCUUCCAAAUCCGACCGAAUCUUCCCGGCCGAUUCAUGAAACCCGUGCUCGGGCAGUUCUCGUACUUGCCGGCCUCGUCCAAGAACUGGACAAAUUCCCCUCAUCCGCCCUAUCGCAACGUGCCUUCGACCUUGCCUUGCUCCUUGCCGACGGCCUCUCUGACGACACACGCCUGCAGUGCGUGCGUGCGGUCAAGGACGUCACUGCGGACCCUCGAUUGCGAUAUCUCUUCAGCUUCGCGCCAAAUCCAGCCGAGCAACUGAUGCUUGCUCAUCGCGAGAAACCCCCGCCGAACAUGGGCAUCAAUGAGCGCCGCGCCAUGGCCUUUGGCUUGGGCAUGGGUAUGCUCCCCGAGCGGCUGAGCCCGUUUGCUAUAAGAAGAUGGGAGCUCCUUAGUGAGCCGACCCCGAAUGUUGGCGAGAACGACACUGCCUUGAGUUUGCAUCUUUUCGAAGCGCGGAAAGUCCAGUGA